This is a messenger RNA of Sorghum bicolor (sorghum), 1540 nucleotides long. RefSeq lists its product as uncharacterized. Bases 556 to 1173 code for a protein of 205 amino acids. The transcript is spliced from 3 exons. Lineage: Eukaryota; Viridiplantae; Streptophyta; Magnoliopsida; Poales; Poaceae. The record is from RefSeq and is a predicted model, not a curated record.
CCCAUCCUCGUUUCUUGCAACCGUGCCCGCGUGCUCGCUUUCUCGGUUCCUCUACCUUGGCUGAACGAGUUCCGCCGCGGCGCCACGGCCACCUCCACGGCCUACUUCGUGGCUGCCUCCCGCCGUCGCGCAACCUCGUCCGAGCUUCCACCGCGCGUGCUUUUGACUGCUUCUUUCUUCGCUUGGGCCUCGUUGUCGUUGAGCCGGAGCCGAGUUCCGCCGUCGCCCGCGCCGACGCGUCCUCGUUGACCGCAUCUCUGCCUAGGUCUCGGUCUGUAGGUUAAUUCCCACAGUGCAUCAACCCUCUACUCAGAUCUGAACUAACACGGCGACUACCAGUAGAUCCUUUUGUCUUCCCCGCUACAGAGCUUUCUGUUGGCAGUUGGCACUGGCAUGAGCAAGAGAAGUGGAGUUUUUCUUCUCCUAUGGCAUCUCCGAGCACUCUGGUAGUUUCUCCGAAGGUAUCCAUUGUAACCAGCUAUGGGUUCAUUGACUGCACAAGAAAAAUACUACUGACACCAGAAGGAUACCACUGCCCUGUCUCUAUUAAGCAUAAUGCAGCUUGCUCUUGGUACAGCAAACUGGCUCCUCGGGAAGGUGCUAAACAAGCUGUCCAGUAAGUUAGUGGAAGCAUGGGUCGCAAGCUCUGAGCUCAAUAGCAACAUGGAAGCUAUCAAAAGAAAGCUGUGGUACACACAUGGCAUGCUGCAUGAAGCCCAGAAGAGAGAUGUGAGGGACAACCAGGGAUUGCUGGUGCUCCUGCACCAGCUAAGCAACACAGCUGAUCAGGCAGAGGAUAUGCUGGAUGAACUGGACUAUUUCCUCAUCCAGGAUGAGCAAUAUAACACCCAGGAGGCUGCUGCAGAGGUUCAUGGUGUCAUCGUUGGUCCUGCUCUUCAUGCUCGCCAUGUUACUCGCCAUUUUAUUGGCAAAUGGUUUUCAUGCUGUUCGUGUUCACAUGAACCUGAACAUACUCAUGGUGAUGAUCCCAGUGGUGAUGAUGAUGUAGACAUCAUUAAAAGCCCACCAAGGCCUGUUUUCAAUAGAGUGAAUAUGUCCAACAGAAUCAAGAUGUUGGUAGAGCACAUGCAAGAUCUAUGUGAUCCUGUCUUGGCUCUGUUAACUCUAAACAUCUCCAGCCUUGCGCAUGACAGCACAGUUGCUCUGAGAUGACCUGUUACCACCUCAAUGUGUACAGAGGUCACGCUGUUUGGGAGGAGGACCUUGCUCAAUAAAAUUACAAAUGACAUGACUGCUGGUGAAUAUCAUCUCGAAAGACUCUCGGUUCUUCCUGUAGUGGGCCCUCCUGGCAUUGGAAAGACAACGUUGAUUCAGACUUUAUGCAAUGACCCAAGAAUACAAGAACACUUCUCCAUCAUAAUUUGGAUUAGUGUGUCACUUAAUUUUAGUGUGCACAGGCUCUCUCAGGAAAUUUUUAGGUGCAUACCUCCCACUGAAAGUGAUGGCAGAAGCAGAGCACGUGAACCAACAAAUUUGGAUCAACUACAAAAAUUAAUUGAAAAAAGAUUGAAGUCAAAAA